Durio zibethinus is the source of this 2109-nucleotide messenger RNA. RefSeq names its product polycomb group protein VERNALIZATION 2-like. Lineage: Eukaryota; Viridiplantae; Streptophyta; Magnoliopsida; Malvales; Malvaceae. The record is from RefSeq and is a predicted model, not a curated record. Gene Ontology annotation, cellular component: nucleus. Gene Ontology annotation, molecular function: chromatin DNA binding.
ACUCGGCACCGUUUUCAAGCCCAAUUUAUCAAAUGCAAUAAAGCAUGGAAAUCGACAAGGAAAAGACAAAGGGGAAAAAAAAAAGAGUUGGUAAAUUUCUCGUUAAAGUUAACAAACUGAUUUCCUUUGAUUUUUCCUUCCUCCCGCUCGCGGCUCGGCUACGGUUCAGAAACCGCCAAUUCCAAGUUUUCCGAUCAAUUUCCCGAUCUGUCGAGACAUUCAACUUAUCCUGAUUGCAGAAUCUUGGGUUGAGGCUGUCAUUAUUUGGACUGAAGGUCAUGUGCCGUCAAAAUUCAUGCUUACAUUUGUCUGCUGAGGAGUCAGAUACAUCUGUAGAGAAUCUCUUACUAUAUUGCAAGCCUGUUGAGUUGUACAAUAUUCUUCAUCGCCGUGCUUUACACAAUCCUUCAUUUCUUCGAAGAUGUCUGAAAUACAAAAUACAGGCAAGGCGUCGAAGGAGGUUGAGGGCUGGAAUUGUAAUUUUCAACUAUAAGGAUUAUGGCAAUAUGCUGCAAAAGACUGAAGUAACUGAAGAUUUCUCUUGUCCAUUUUGCUUGAUGCAAUGUGCAAGUUUUAAGGGUCUGCGUUAUCACUUGUGCUCAUCCCAUGACUUAUUCAACUUUGACUUCUGGGUAACGGAGGAGUAUCAAGCUGUGAAUGUCUCAGUGAAAAUUGAUUCAUUAAUAUCUGAGACUGUGGCAAGUGGAGUAGACCCUCGAGUAGAAACUUUCAGCUUCUGCUCAAAACCUCAAAGACGUAGGCCUACAAACCCUCUUCAGAGUGAGAAGAAUGUCAAUGUACAAUUUUUGGAGUUGGACUCGCCCAAAACGGCCUGUAAAAGCGGGCAAAAUGGAUUUCUGGAGAAUCAUGAUGGUGAGAGGGCUUCCAAGUCAAUUCCUAUUGGGAAAGAUCUGCAGAAUGGAUGGCAUGGUGUGGAAAACUAUGUGUCUGAUUAUACUAGUACAACAGAGUGUCUUGCACAGGUUGCAACUAGUUGCGAUGGUCCAGGAGUUUCAAUUGCAAUGGCUCAUUCUCCUGUGGACCCUGACUGUAUUAAAUCAUUAUCUGGAAGUGAUACAGUUGUUCCUCCUGCGAAAACAAGGAAAAUAGUGGCAGAACGAUCUGAACCUAGGAACCGCAUGCUCCUGCUGAAACGCCAAUUCUUUCAUUCACACCGAGUUCAGCCAAUGGCAAUCGACCAAGUAAUGUCAGAUAGAGACAGUGAAGACGAAGUUGAUGAUGACAGUGCUGAUCUUGAAGAUCGCAGGAUGCUUGAUGAUUUUGUGGAUGUUAGCAAAGAUGAGAAGCAGCUUAUGCAUCUUUGGAACUCAUUUGUUAGAAAGCAAAGGUGGGUUCUGGCUGAUGGUCACGUUUCAUGGGCUUGCGAGGCUUUCUCUAAACUCCAUGGGGCAGACUUGGUCCAAUCAGCUGCUCUCUUUUGGUGUUGGAGGUUGUUCAUGAUCAAACUUUGGAAUCAUGGUCUUCUUGAUGCUUGCGCUAUGAACAACUGUAGCAUGAUUCUUCAAAGAUGCCAAAACGAGGGAUUGGAUGUUAUGAAAAGCUGAAACAUCAUGUACGCAACUUCAGCAUUAGGGUUUAGAGAUAAAGAUUGUGCCCCAUUCAUUCCUUUUCCAUUUUUUCUAUUACAAUUUUCUUUUAUUUGGCUGGAACCGGUUCUCGUAUAUUCUUUUUCAAGGUAGCUAAAUGCUUCCUUCUCAUUGUUGUAACAGCAAAUACGAUACUCAUGCUGGCUCUAGCUUCAAUCUUUUUAAGAUAAAGAACUGUCGAUUUCAGUUUCAUUUUCUUGCUUUGAUUAUGUUGCCAGCCAUAUAGUUUUAGUGGCUGAAACUAAUAAUGAUCAAAUUAGAAUUAUAAAGACAUACAUUAAAGUUUCGACGCUUUAAAUUGAGUAGAUUUAAAAUUAAAUAUAUGUAAUGUAAGUUUAUGUUGUAAUGUAAUUAAGUUGAAUAAUGAGGCGGUAUUAAAGAGUAUUUAUUUUUAAUAUAUGAGAUCAAGUAGACAAAGUGAUAUUAAAAUAAAAAAAGAUGUAAAUUGUAAGAUUUAAGCAGGACGAUGGAAGUGAUAAAAUGUAUCAAAUAUAAUGGAAGU